This is a messenger RNA of Colletotrichum scovillei, 1248 nucleotides long. RefSeq lists its product as uncharacterized. Lineage: Eukaryota; Fungi; Ascomycota; Sordariomycetes; Glomerellales; Glomerellaceae. The record is from RefSeq and is a predicted model, not a curated record. Bases 1 to 1248 code for a protein of 415 amino acids. The transcript has 2 exons.
AUGGACCGCUGGCCAGACUGGGCUGGGCAAGAAGUCGGCAAACCAAAUGAAUACUUCAACCGGCAUCUCUCAAACCUAGGCGAAAGGACUGGUCAUAUGCCAUUCCUUCGGGUAGGAGCCAACUCGCAAGACAGAGCCACUCUAGAUCUAAGCCUCGAGGUGAUGAACAAAACCUUUCCGGAACCGACUGAGACUGUCCCCAACCCAGAAGCCGACCACAUCUACAUCGGCCGAGACUUUUACGCCUUAUCCGGGAACCUCCCUGCCGGAACGCCCUUCAUGUGGGGUCUCAACCUCAAGUCCUUGAACCAGACUGAGACUGUUGCUCAGGCCCGGUUGCUUGCCCAGACCUUUCAAGGAGACCGGGCAGACUUGACCAAGAAUGUGCGACUUGUCAACGUCGAGCUAGGAAAUGAGCCUGACUUUUAUGGCUUGACGCGCACAGGUCGCAAUGGUCCCUACGGUGUUGAGUGGGAUGUUGCCAACUACACAACUACUUGGGCACAAUAUGCCGAGGCAGUGAGCAAAGAGAUCGAGUUCGAUCACUCUGGUUCAGGUGGACCUACACUGUCUCCUGGAGCCUUUACUGGUUUUAACGCACCAGAAUGGACACCAGCGGGACCCUUGCAGCUAGGUAUGCUGGAUAAUUCGACCAUUCGAAAUGCGACAACUCAGUUCUCGGAACAUGCAUACUCUGGCGGCUUCGACCCACGCCGUGUUGUCAAUCCCGGCGAUCUCAUGAAUAAGUUAUAUGUGCGCAGCAACAUGACUUCGAAGAUGGCCGGCAUCCAAGCACCAGGGCUGAGCAACACCGUCGAGAGUGCUCUCUGGGCUGUCGACUGGCUCUUACUCGGCGCCUCUUUCGGCAUACAAAGGCUUCAUUUCCACCACGGGGUAGGUUUUAGAUACAACCUGAUACAGCCAACAAGUGACUCCGAUGACGGUCUCAACAUCACUCGGCCCCAUAUUCUUCCAUCAUAUCACGCUUUUUUGAUUGUCAACGAAGCCAUCGGAAAGUCUGGCGAAUCGUAUGUUGCAGAAAUACCGACCAGUAAUGUUACUCUUACCGCGUACGGAAUAUGGGAGCAAGAGCGACUCGCCAGAAUUGUUGUCUUGAACACGCAGGUUCAUCUCGGUGGACAGGAGAAACCAAGCAUCAACGUCAAUCUGAAGGGAAUUGGCCCAGGUCGAUCGAUUACCGUGAAAAUGUUGCAUUCGGAAAAGACGACUGCUAAUACCGGAUUGUGA